Molecule: messenger RNA, 932 nt
Organism: Pelodiscus sinensis (Chinese soft-shelled turtle)
Lineage: Eukaryota; Metazoa; Chordata; Testudines; Trionychidae
Source: RefSeq, a predicted model, not a curated record
AUGGAGAAAGGAAGCGAGCGCUACCUAGCGCCAAACUGCACCCCUAGGGGGCGGCUGACGGGCCCCGCCCAGCAGCAUGCCCAGGACCUGCUGAAAAACAAGUACCGGGACUGGGAGCUGCUGCUGCGGGAGUGUGACAAGCAGAGCCAGAAGCGGCUGCGUGGGACGGGCACCACGGCCUGUGUCUCUCCCGUGCAGGUCAUUCAGAAGUACAUGUCGGGGGGCAUGUGUGGGUACGACCGGGACGGCUGCCCCGUGUGGUACGAGAUUAUCGGGCCCCUCGACGCCAAGGGCCUCCUCUUGUCGGCCUCCAAACAGGACCUGCUGAAAAACAAGUACCGGGACUGCGAGAUGCUGCUGCGGGAGUGUGACAAGCAGAGCCAGAAGGGCGUGGGGGAGCGAGGUCCCGGCCCCGGCCCCACUGACGCUCUGACUCCACAGCUCCUGUCCAUGUUUGAGGAGAACUACCCCGAGACCCUGAAGCACCUGUUUGUAAUUAAAGCUCCCAAGCUCUUCCCUGUGGCCUACAACCUCAUCAAGCACUUCCUGAGUGAAGACACCCGCAAGAAGAUUGUUGUCCUGGGGGGUGAGUGGGCCCUGCCCUCUGUCCCUGCACGGGUCUGUGCCCCCGCCAGCGGGGCUCUGCGCGCGGCCCCAUCCCUCCGGCUACCGAAAUGCUGCCCGCGUGGGCCACGGCCAGUCCUGCAGCGCGGCCCAGGGGUGCUGCGAACGAUGAACCCGGGCCAGCAGGGCUCCCGGCCGGGCACCGCGGACCCGCUGGGCGAAGUGGGGCAGCCCCACGGUACCCGGAGAGAGGAAGGGGGGCUCAUGAGCCCGUUGCCCGGAAAGGUGAAUGGUUGGGUAGGGGGCGCCUUCAUGCGGGGACCUGGGCGCUCCCUGCGCCACUUGCCUUGUUCUCCCAACACAACCUG